GCCCCGGGGCAUUCGUACUUAAUAUGACGAUGGCGGUAGCAAGAGCCUUGUCGAUAAGCGGGCCGCCAACGUCAAAUAAUCUUCUGGUGGGAUGACGGUUGACUCUUGACCCACAACAACCACAUCGCUUUGCAAUCAUGUCCACUUUUGGCUCGCACUUCAGGGUCACCACGUAUGUCCUCUGCCGGUAUUCUCGAUUUUUUUUUUCAUCCUUUAACGCAACCACUGUAGCUAUGGCGAGUCCCACUGCCUGUCGGUGGGCUGCAUUGUUGACGGGGUGCCGCCCGGCAUGGCCCUCACCGAGGACGACAUCCAGCCGCAGAUGACGCGCCGGCGACCGGGCCAGUCUGCUAUUACGACGCCGCGCAAUGAGAAGGACCGUGUGGAGAUACAGUCGGGCACGGAAUUCGGUAUCACUCUGGGGACACCCAUCGGCAUCAGAGUCUUGAACGAGAACCAGCGCAAGCAGGAUUACGGCAACCAGACAAUGGACUUGUAUCCCCGGCCCAGCCACGCCGACUGGACAUACCUAGAGAAAUACGGAGUCAAGGCAAGCUCCGGAGGCGGACGGAGCAGUGCACGGGAAACGAUAGGACGAGUAGCUGCAGGCGCCAUCGCCGAAAAGUACCUGCGUGAAGCCUUUGGCGUCGAGAUUGUUGCCUUCACAGCCUCCAUUGGCAACGAGUUCCUGUUCCCUCCGACACCCACGCACCCCACGUCGGCGACGAACCCCGAAUUCCUCAAACUCAUCGAGACGAUCGAUCGCACAACCGUGGACUCCUUCCUGCCCGUUCGGGCGCCCAAUGCCGAAGUCAGUGAGCGCAUGGAGAAGCUUGUGCAGGAGUAUAAGGCGCGUGAAGACAGCAUAGGCGGGACGGUGACUUGCGUGAUACGGAAUUGCCCCAGCGGGUUGGGCGAGCCAUGCUUUGACAAGCUGGAGGCCAAGCUGGCGCAUGCCAUGCUGAGCAUCCCAGCGACCAAGGGGUUUGAGCUUGGGUCGGGAUUUGGGGGCUGCCAGGUGCCUGGGUCGGUACACAACGACCCCUUCAUCAAGGCGCCUGCGGUUCCGGCGGGGCAGACACACGCAACGGUGCCGCGACCGCGGCUGACGACCAAGACCAACAACUCUGGCGGGAUCCAGGGCGGCAUCUCGAACGGGGCGCCCAUCUACUUCACCGUGGCCUUCAAGCCGCCGGCAACGAUUGGGCAGGCGCAGAAGACGGCGACGUACGAUGAGGAGGAAGGGGUGCUCGAGGCCAAGGGGCGACACGACCCGUGUGUGGUGCCGCGGGCAGUGCCCAUUGUCGAGUCGAUGGCGGCGCUGGUCAUCAUGGACGCUGUGCUCGCACAAAAGGCUCGCGAGUCGGCACGGAGUCUGCUGCCACCGCUGAAGGGGGUGGUGCCCGUUGGCCAAGGGCGGCCGCAGCAGUAGGUGAGGAUUAGACGGACGGUGAGGGCAUGCAGGACGGCAGGGCUGUCCCAGGAACCAUGGUUUCGGGGUGAAGGAUUCGGUUGGCUGAGUAGCGCAAGGUACUCAUGACACAGUGCUACAUGGUUGCAGAAGGCAAUGUGGAGGCUGGGGCUGGCAGAG
Messenger RNA from Westerdykella ornata, 1591 nucleotides. RefSeq names its product chorismate synthase. The coding region runs from base 290 to 1432 and encodes 380 amino acids. Gene Ontology annotation, biological process: aromatic amino acid biosynthetic process; chorismate biosynthetic process. Gene Ontology annotation, molecular function: chorismate synthase activity; FMN binding. Lineage: Eukaryota; Fungi; Ascomycota; Dothideomycetes; Pleosporales; Sporormiaceae. Gene Ontology annotation, cellular component: cytosol. The record is from RefSeq and is a predicted model, not a curated record. The transcript is spliced from 2 exons.